GCCCGGGGCGGGGCGGGAGGGAAAUCCCGGGCGACGCGGAGAGGCCCCGCCCCGCCCCGGUAUAAAACGCGGCGAGACGCGACGGGCACCGGCCGCCGGGAGACGCGACGCGACGCCAUCACAAUGCCCCUGUCUCAGAGCAGGGCCAGGCAGGUGCCAUGCAGCAGCAAGGUGUGCAGGAACCUCUUUGGCCCUGUGGACCAUCACCAGCUCCAGAAUGACUCUGAGAAACUGUUGAAGCAACACCUGGAAGAAGCUCAGCAGCGCUGGAACUUCAACUUUGAGACGGAGACUCCCUUGGAAGGACAAUUCAAGUGGGAGAGGGUCUUUCUGGCUGAGCAGCUGCCCCAGGAGGUUCACAACCUGGUCAAGGUCACCAGCAGUGAGAGCAGGAGCUCCUUGGUCCGCAAGGUCUCUCCCAAGGACUGUCUUGGCAGGAUUUGCCCCGAGGGGUCUCAGCAGAGCUUGGAGGUUUACAGGGCUGGUUCCCCACAGAGCUUGAAACGUGGGCAGACCACCAUCAAAGAUUUCUACAGCUCCAAGCGGAAGAUUGUCCCUGACAAGCCCAAGCCGUGACCUGGUGGUACUCGGCUCCUCUGCCAUCGGGGACAGCUGCUGAUGCUGACGUGCCCUGGGGGUGUCCGUGGCUCUUUUCCCCCACUCUGUACUGUGUAAGCUGUCUGUAUGAAGCAAUGUAGAGUCUGUAGUUCCCUAUUUAUGAGUAGCUCUGGGGUCCUGAGGGACCUUCCCUGUGUGCAAUGUAUAGGAGUAGCCUGUGUUGAGGCUUGUAGUCCCAUGGAGGAGGACUGAAAUGGACCUGGUGGGACUAAAGCAUUGCCCUGCCUGCAGAGAAGAAAGUGUGUCCUCUGCCCUGUGUUGGUGGGGCCAAGCAUCAUCCCUGCACCAUCCUGCUGUCCAGCUGUGGUCCUUCCCCUGCCUGAUGGUCAGCCAUGGAGGAUGCUUGUGUCCCAGCCACCUGGUGGCACCAGAUAUCCUCAAGAAAGGGUCACCGGUACAGAUUGCAGAGCCCUGGGACAGCCUGGUCCUGAGGACACCCUGGUUGCUGGCCCUCUUCCCAGCAGGAUGAACCCAGCGGUGGCCAACCCUCAUCCAUGCAUGGAAGCGGGGUGACGCAGGGGCUGCUCCUUCCCACCGCUGCUUGAGAGAGGAAAUGCUGUUCCCUGACAGCCCUUCUUCUGGGUGACUCACCAGUGCUGUCACCUGUCAGACAGGCUGCAGAUGGUGACAAACCCGCUGGAGGUCCCCAGUGCUGAGCUUGUUGUGGGACCAAUGUUACCGGGGAGGCUUUGGGGUCCCCUGGACUCUGCUGACCCACCCCCCACUUUCUUACCUUGUUGUUGGUUUGUUGUGUGGUGCCGUUUGCUCCCAGGUUCCUGCCUCCUUCAACACUGACACGGGCUGGGGAGCUGCCUGCUCUGGCUGUGGUGGGCUGCUCUGGGGAUGGAGUCCUGCUCACCAGCAAGCAUGACACCGAAAGAGGAAAUUGUAGUGCUUGCUUUUUUUUUUCCUGGACUUUUUCUCCUUUGGGGCUGGGGGAGAGAGAACCCUCACCUGGCUCUGCAGAGUGAGCAGCUUUGGUUGCCUCUGGGAUUGAGGGAUGUCCUGGAGUGAAGGCUGCUUGGUCCCAGCGCUGAAGGAUGCUCUUGAAGGACUUGACACUGUCAGGUCUUAGCACUUUCAUGGGGUUCAUCUCCUGCUCUGCUGGAUUUGGACUCUGGAAACUGGUGCAAGAUGGUCCCAGGCAGAAAAGGGACGGGGUUGACCUCCCUCCUUGCACCACGAUGCACUUUGCUGUCGGUGAAGCUGGCAAACUCCCAGCAUUAAAUGUUUAUUUAUAAACAAUGCUAUUAAAUCUAUGGGGGGGGAAGGGGAAAUACCUGUUUGUCUAUAAAUGUUAGCUCGGAAUAAACACUUGUGGUAAGGGA
Grus americana (Whooping crane) is the source of this 1946-nucleotide messenger RNA. It is a transcript of the gene CDKN1A, whose product is annotated as cyclin dependent kinase inhibitor 1A. Gene Ontology annotation, molecular function: cyclin-dependent protein serine/threonine kinase inhibitor activity. The coding region runs from base 124 to 576 and encodes 150 amino acids. The transcript is spliced from 3 exons. Gene Ontology annotation, cellular component: nucleus. Lineage: Eukaryota; Metazoa; Chordata; Aves; Gruiformes; Gruidae. Gene Ontology annotation, biological process: regulation of mitotic cell cycle; signal transduction by p53 class mediator. The record is from RefSeq and is a predicted model, not a curated record.